Molecule: messenger RNA, 483 nt
Organism: Diorhabda carinulata
Lineage: Eukaryota; Metazoa; Arthropoda; Insecta; Coleoptera; Chrysomelidae
Product: acylphosphatase-1-like
Exons: 4
Coding region: 77-373 (98 amino acids)
Molecular function (GO): acylphosphatase activity
Source: RefSeq, a predicted model, not a curated record
GAAAAGUUUUGUUAGUUGUCAUUUUAUUUCAACGCCAUAUUUUAUUCUUAUCAAAUUAUUUAAAAACCUCAUUAGAAUGGCUUCUGAAAAGUUUAUUUCUGUUGAUUUUGAGGUGAUUGGUGAAGUUAAAGAUGUACUCUUCAAGGAGUAUACAGCAAUAACUGCUACUAGUACAAACGUGCGUGGCUGGUGUAUGAACAGUGACAACAAUUCCAUAAGUGGAGUGCUAGAAGGAUGCGUUUCUAAUGUAGAAUUAAUGAAACACUGGUUGAAAAACGUUGGAAGUCCUAAAUCAAAAGUCGAGCAGGUCAUUUUCACCAAUGAGAUUGAUAUAGAACAUCUCACCUAUGAUUCGUUCAAUAUUUUGGAAUAAAUUAACUAUUGAAAAUUUCCAGUUCUAUACUACUAAAAUUUGUUUAAAUUACCUGUAUAAUAUGUACUGAUCUCAUAUAAAUCAAUAAAUUUGAUUUGAUUUGUUGUGAA